AUGACUGAAACGAUGUCGAGUACGCUGGGGCAGAAUAUCAAUCUCAAGUCUCGCUCGCCUGAUCGCCAUAACCUGUCCGACCGUGAAAUCACCGGCACUCGCUCCUUAUUUAAACUUGUUCGUGGUUACCUUUCUGGGCUGGUAGCUCACUUAAAGUCGAUCGUACAACGGUGCAUAUAUAUGAUCGCAUGGCCAAAAUCUCCAGUAUUGGACGAGAACGUAACAGAUGUGCCAGAAAGCGGCGAACCAUCUUUGUUGCUCCUAACGGCUUACGGCCUCCGGCUAGAUUACAGUAACAUCAGUGGCAUAAUCACCGUCUAUGCUGACUCGCGCUCGCAUCUCCAGAAAAUUAAGAGCGGGGAAAAGAUGGAAGCUGGAAUAACCACAUCAACACGCUAUGGUUAUCGGAUAUUCCCCGACUGGCAAACUUCAUACCUUUGGUAUGAUCCUCUGUGGCCCCAGAAUCCCAGCGAUGAAAGCCACGUCGACGAAAAGACGAUCGAGGAUCGUUAUCCUACUCUGGCACCUUUCUAUUUGGCCUGGAGAGACGUCUAUGAAAGAGCAUUUGAGCAACAAGGAUGUGAUAUGGGCAGUGGGUUGGAGCCCUUCCCCGACACUGCUGAUCGUGUAGCCUGGGAGGUAGAAGGCUUUCUGAUCGCUUGCUGGCUAGGGCUGCAGGACGAUACCGAACAAGUGUUGUAUACACUUCCGACGGGCACCUAUCAGAUUGAUAUGAAGACCAAAGACUUGGUUUUGCGGCAGUUCCUGAUAGAUGAGGACAACCUCCUCAGACGUGACGAUCGCUGA
This is a messenger RNA of Histoplasma capsulatum G186AR, 807 nucleotides long. RefSeq lists its product as uncharacterized. The transcript has a single exon. The record is from RefSeq and is a predicted model, not a curated record. The coding region runs from base 1 to 807 and encodes 268 amino acids. Lineage: Eukaryota; Fungi; Ascomycota; Eurotiomycetes; Onygenales; Ajellomycetaceae.